AUGACUGUGGCAACCAUGAUGGGCAGUGCCAUAAAGAGCAUGCUGCACUGCAUCGCAGUGCUAGAGGCGUUCUACAGAUCCGUACGAUCCCAGAGGUGUUCUACAGAUCCGUACGAUCCCAGAGGUGUUCUACAGAUCCGUACGAUCCCAGAGGCGUUCUACAGAUCCAUACGAUCCCAGAGGCGUUCUACAGAUCCGUACGAUCCCAGAGGCGUUCUACAGAUCCGUACGAUCCCAGAGGUGUUCUACAGAUCCGUACGAUCCCAGAGGUUUCUACAGAUCCGUACGAUCCCAGAGGUGUUCUACAGAUCCGUACGAUCCCAGAGGUUUCUACAGAUCCGUACGAUCCCAGAGGUGUUCUACAGAUCCAGUAAUUAUUAUGCUGUGUUACAUGGAUUAACUUUGUCUUACAUUCUCGGUAUAAAUGUAAACAAACUCUCUCAAUAUGUCAAUGUGGGGGUUGAUGUCCAUCUUCCUUGUCACAAUACAGUUGAUCCAGAAGACUGCUCCUCAACUAUAUGGCUUUACUCCAGAGCUGGGAUUGAGAACGCUAUUACAGCGGUCUCUAAGACAAAGUCUCCUCAUCCACACCAGAGACAGAUCUAUUCUGUGACACUCCAGAGGAAGGACAACAACAGGAAGUGGAGGUGUCAUCUGACUGACAAGGGAAAAGUGAAGACCUCCAUUGACUAUAUUGUUUUUCUACAUUCUCAGUGGCUUGCGAAAGUAUUCACCCCCUGUAACGUUCGUCGUCUGAGGAUGAAGAUGAGGAAUCAUCGGACCAAAUCGCAGCGUGUUCUUAACCAGUCGGAGGUAAUUUGGGUAGCAGUGGUGCUUAUGGCUGUGUGUGUGGCUGCAGCUCUGAUUGUCAUCUUCAGGUGGAGGAUUAUUUUUCAGGAAAUCAGAUGUUAGUCAACACAGGAAAUGUGGUGCAAGCCAACAACAGUGAUUCCACCCGGUUCCGACCUUUUCUGCCUGCUCUGACCUCAAGUCUGCCUGCCGUCCUGUACUCAUCUGACUCUGACCUGGUUUACGAACUUCUGCCUGUCCUCGACCUGCCUCGACUGCACCUUAUCUAUAAAUAAAUAUCAGAGACUCGAACCAUCUGCCUCCUGUGUCUGCAUUUGGGUCUCGUCCUGUGUCGUUAUAACUACUGAAUUAAUACUCAUCACUACUACACAAGAUCUACACAGAACCUACUGGUUUUACUACUUGAUUGCUAUGGAAAUGUGUAGUAAACCAGUAAUAAUUUAAGUAGUAAUGAUAAAUUGGGACGUUUCACUACUGGUGAACACUACAUAUUUCCUACUCAAAUCACUACAUAAUUCUCCCUUAAUGACUACUGUGUAACUACUAAGCUUUGGGGUUCCUACUACUUAAAUCCUACACAUUCUGUCACGCCUGCUCCCACUCCCCCUCCCUGGUGCUCGAAGGUGCCAGGCUACCUGUCAUUAUACCAUCAUUACGCGCAGCAGCUGUGCUCAUUGGACUCGCCUGGACUCCUUCACUUUGUUGAUUGGCCCUGCAUAUAUGUCUGUUCCUCUGUAUUGUUCCUUUCAGUAGCAUUGUUUGUCGUGUUUUGUGUCCAGACGCUCUUGUUCCGUUGCAUGUCCUUCUAUAUUAAAUGGUUCACUCCCUGUACCUGCUUCUUAUCUCCUGCGUAGUGCGUUACACAUUCACGAUUGAAUUACUACACAAUGCCUACACAUUCAUUCUGUAUGUCUACUCAAUUCCUAUUGAAUUACUACUACCAGUGCCAUCUGUGUACGUAGUGUUGUGUCCCUACUGAAUUGCUCCUGAGACUAUUUCAUUUCCUACAGAAACCCUUUUGAAUGACUAUUGAAAACAUUCUAUUACUUUUUGCCCGCUCAAAAUCACUAUUGACAUCUUGUUUCACUACUGUGUCACUACUAGAGUAGUGCACAUGUUAUUUUAUCAAUUUUCUAAAUGUAGUUAUAUCAAAACAAGAAAUAAUAAGCUAAUACAAACUUUUGAUUUUUUUUUAAAUGUAAUUAUUACAUAUUA
Molecule: messenger RNA, 2025 nt
Organism: Salvelinus namaycush (lake trout)
Lineage: Eukaryota; Metazoa; Chordata; Actinopteri; Salmoniformes; Salmonidae
Exons: 9
Coding region: 1-912 (303 amino acids)
Source: RefSeq, a predicted model, not a curated record